AUGCACCAGGUAGACUCUUUGCUCGCCCCUUCCUGCCAGCCUGGCCCGACUCCCUAUAGGGCCCUAGACCCUUCCCAACCUAAGCUUCCUUCCCGCUUUGUGCACCUGGGGUUGCUUUCCUGCCCCUGCCUGGAGGCCCAUGAGAGACCCGCCCCCCAGCCCCCCAGCCCGGCCCUGCGCGGGCACAAAUCCCUUCCUCUCCUCUGUCCUUUUUCUGUAUGUCGAUGCCCAUGCCAACUUCGGCCAUCUCUCCUCUUCCCCCAGGAUGGCCACUAUCCCCAGCCUUCUCCACCUGUGAAUGGUUCAUUGGAACAGGAACCUCAAAAGCAGCUCCCAGAGAUGCUAGGUGAGGUCUGGGAACCGCCUCGAGGGGACGGACUGCCACUCCUCUCGGCCAUCAUCGCUGCCUUUGUCCUACUAGCGAUCUGCAUCAUCCUGGCAGUUCACUUUGGGCCGACCUUGCACCAGGGCCAUGCCACCCUCCCUACAGAGCCUCCAGCCCUAAAACCAGAGAACGGCAUUUACCUCAUCCACUGGCGGCUGCUAGACCUCCAGGACAGUCACAGAGAAACCCAGCAGGGACUUGCUAUUCCUCGCUCUGGCCUUGUUCUAGAUGGGCACAGGCCCAGCAUUGAUGAAAUCACCUAUCUGUAG
Messenger RNA from Peromyscus californicus insignis, 654 nucleotides. It is a transcript of the gene Smim33, whose product is annotated as small integral membrane protein 33. The record is from RefSeq and is a predicted model, not a curated record. The transcript has 2 exons. Lineage: Eukaryota; Metazoa; Chordata; Mammalia; Rodentia; Cricetidae. The coding region runs from base 1 to 654 and encodes 217 amino acids.